Messenger RNA from Lottia gigantea (owl limpet), 654 nucleotides. RefSeq lists its product as hypothetical. Lineage: Eukaryota; Metazoa; Mollusca; Gastropoda; Lottiidae. The transcript has a single exon. The annotation marks the transcript as partial. The record is from RefSeq and is a predicted model, not a curated record.
CUAGGUAACCUAAGAUCCUCAGUUAGCCUAAUAACAGAAUAUCUAGGUAACCUAGGAUCCUCAGUUAGCCUAAUAACAGAAUAUCUAGGUAACCUAAGAUCCUCAGUUAGCCUAAUAACAGAAUAUCUCGGUAACCUAGGAUCCUCUGUUAGCCUAAUAACAGAAUAUCUCGGUAACCUAGGAUCCUCUGUUAGUCUAAUAACAGAAUAUCUCGGUAACCUAGGAUCCUCUGUUAGCCUAAUAACAGAAUAUCUAGGUAACCUAAGAUCCUCAGUUAGCCUAAUAACAGAAUAUCUAGGUAACCUAAGAUCCUCAGUUAGCCUAAUAACAGAAUAUCUAGGUAACCUAAGAUCCUCAAUUAGCCUAAUAACAGAAUAUCUCGGUAACCUAGGAUCCUCUGUUAGCCUAUUAACAGAAUAUCUCGGUAACCUAGGAUCCUCUGUUAGUCUAAUAACAGAAUAUCUAGGUAACCGAAGAUCCUCAGUUAGCCUAAUAACAGAAUAUCUAGGUAACCUAGGAUCCUCUGUUAGCCUAUUAACAGAAUAUCUCGGUAACCUAGGAUCCUCUGUUAGCCUUAUAACAGAAUAUCUAGGUAACCUAAGAUCCUCUGUUAGCCUUAUAACAGAAUAUCUAGGUAGCCUAAAUGUUACGUAA